Messenger RNA from Corylus avellana, 1154 nucleotides. NCBI's taxonomy places the organism in Eukaryota, Viridiplantae, Streptophyta, Magnoliopsida, Fagales, Betulaceae. The record is from RefSeq and is a predicted model, not a curated record.
AAGAAAAUAGCGCAGAGUACUGAGUGGGGACAUAAAGUGAAGGGUGGCAGAGAGACUCCAUGACCACGUCAGUAUUUCCCACGUGCCAGCUCCUCCACACAUGCCGCCCUAGGCCUCACUUACUCCAUCGCACGCCUGGUUCGACGACCAGCAACAGGAGGCAGUUGACACUUGCGGUAACCGCGACGACACGGGCGAUGGAAGCGGAGCGGAAGAACGAUGGGGCGCUUAAGAAGGGCAUAGCGGAGUUCUACGACGAGUCUUCCGGGAUGUGGGAGGACAUCUGGGGCGACCACAUGCACCACGGCUUCUACGACCCGGAUUCCACGGUUUCGGUCUCGGAUCAUCGGGCCGCCCAAAUCCGCAUGAUCGAUGAGGCGCUCCGAUUCGCCGGGCUUUCGGAGGAUCCUACAAAAGGGCCUAAAAGCGUAGUUGAUGUUGGGUGUGGGAUAGGCGGUAGCUCCAGAUACUUGGCAAGAAAAUAUGAGGCCAAAUGCCAAGGUAUCACCCUUAGUCCUGUCCAGGCCCAAAGAGCUAAUGCUCUUGCUGCUGCCCAAGGACUAGCCGACAAGGCUUCCUUUCAAGUUGCAGACGCUUUGGAACAACCAUUUCCUGAUGGACAAUUUGAUCUGGUGUGGUCCAUGGAGAGCGGUGAACACAUGCCUGACAAAGCAAAGUUUGUUAAUGAGUUGGUUCGGGUUGCAGCCCCAGGAGCAACUAUAAUAAUAGUAACAUGGUGCCAUAGGGAUCUCGCUCCUUCUGAGGAAGCUUUGCAGCCGUGGGAGAAAGAGCUUCUGAACAAGAUAUGCAAAUCUUAUUAUCUUCCAGCAUGGUGUUCAACUGUUGAUUAUGUCAAAUUACUGGAGUCUCUUUCUCUCCAGGAUAUUAAGACAGCAGAUUGGUCGCCGUAUGUCGCCCCAUUUUGGCCAGCAGUGAUACGUUCAGCAUUGACAUGGAAGGACAUGACAUCGCUGUUGCGAAGUGUGGUGGAGCUGGCAGGUGGAGGGGUGGGGGUGUGGGAGUGGAACAGGGAUGAGGGUCACCUUUACAGUUUCACAGUGGCAGGAGCUGGAGCACCAGGCUUUGAUCUUCAAGUAUCUGGUCGCUGGUUGCCUGUGCCACUGAUCUUGUGCUCCCCAUUCAGAAAGCUUUGA